Messenger RNA from Elgaria multicarinata webbii, 954 nucleotides. It is a transcript of the gene GARIN1B, whose product is annotated as golgi associated RAB2 interactor 1B. The coding region runs from base 1 to 954 and encodes 317 amino acids. The record is from RefSeq and is a predicted model, not a curated record. NCBI's taxonomy places the organism in Eukaryota, Metazoa, Chordata, Lepidosauria, Squamata, Anguidae. The transcript has 6 exons. Gene Ontology annotation, cellular component: nucleus.
AUGGCUAAAGGGGCCCUGGCUGGCAGCCAAGAUGCUGGCAGGGUGCUGGGCCUGGAAGAGGGGGUGCUCUGCCAGCUGGUUCACUCUCCAGAUUACAACCUUUUCCCUGACUCGGCUGUGUUUGAGAGCAACUUCAUCCAGGUCACAAAGAAGGGGAAAUGGGUAGACAUCACCAACACGCCCACCAUCGUGAUCAUGGGCGUGACCUCCUCUGACCCCUGCCUCCCACUCCCCAAUGUUCUGCUGAUGGCCAGGCAACGGAUGCCCGUGAUGAGGGGCAACAGCGAGGCUCCAAGGCGGCCGGUUAUAGACCUGACCAGGCUGCUCCCCCUCCGCUACGUCCGGCUGUCUGUUCAUGAUCCCGUCCAGCGCAUCUUACGGGUUCAGACGGUGAGCAGGAAAGUCUAUUACCUGCAGCUGCACCACGAGUAUCCCUACGGUGUCUUCGCCCUCUGGAGCCGCCUGGCAGAGAUCUUGCAGCGGGGGCUCUCCAUCACCACCAAGGACCCCUCCAUCCGCAUCCGGCACAGCCUGGUCCCCAGCGGCGGAAGCAGCCCCUCGGGCAGCAGCUCCUCUGCAGAGAGUGUGAUGCGGCUGGUCGGGAAGAAGAUGUCCGGUGUCCUCUCCCAAAUCUCAGGAGCACCGCUGAGGAGGAAUGAGAGGCGAAGAAGGGUGUCAUUUCAGGGAGAUGUCCUGGAGGAAGUGUCCGCCCUGUCCAAUGACAUUAAAGUUCUGUUCUACGACAUGCCUCCAUCCCUGGUGUGCGCACGGUGCAAAGGGCGGCUGCCCAGGGCCCACCUGAGGCGCGGUGGCGAACCCAGGUCCAGCGAUUCGGAUUUUGACCUUCUGCCCUGGUUGGAAGGAAGAAGCCCCGGGAUGUGGCAGCAAGAGACGCCUUCCUGGCUGCAGCCUCUUUGCCGCCUCAGCAGCCUGGCUGCUGCGGGCUGGAAGUAG